Trifolium pratense (red clover) is the source of this 3301-nucleotide messenger RNA. RefSeq names its product pentatricopeptide repeat-containing protein At2g13600. The transcript has 2 exons. Lineage: Eukaryota; Viridiplantae; Streptophyta; Magnoliopsida; Fabales; Fabaceae. Bases 592 to 2691 code for a protein of 699 amino acids. The record is from RefSeq and is a predicted model, not a curated record. Gene Ontology annotation, biological process: RNA modification. Gene Ontology annotation, molecular function: RNA binding; protein binding.
GUUUUUGGAUUUUAUCAUUUUGGCACAUCUUGAGGACUACCUUUUGAUGUGCGCAAUUAAUUGCCAAUAGCUUAAUUGCUCUCAUAUAAUUAUUUCUGAUAAUUUACCAUUUUAUCGUAGAAAAAUAAUUUAAUUUAAAAGUAUAUAUAUAUUCAUUAUUUAAAAAUAAAUGUCAGAAAGUUAGGAAAAAAAAAACAGAUAAUUACUUCUUUUGGAGGAGGGCAUGCUGUCACUAGCACAUUUUGCUUAACAAAAAAGAAAGUAAUUUUCUAAUUAAAUUUGGGUUUUUUUCCCUAAUUUUCUACUAUAUUUUAUAGUAGUUUGAUGAUAUUUAUUUAUUUCAUUUUUUAUUUUUAUAAUAUUUUUUAUUCAUAUUAUGACACAUUUUUUAAAAUAUGAAAUUAAAAUCCAAAUUAAAUGAAAAUAGAGGCGCUAAAAUUUUAAAUUUUAAGACAAAAAGUUUAAAAUUUAAAUUCCGUAAGUGGUACAAUCGGAAACGACAAAAUUGGUACGAGGUUUCGUAAGUGGUUGGGAGUUGGGACACAGUUCCUCUAAUACUUGAAAUUAAGAAUCUUUUUCAAAAGUGAUGAAAUGAGUAAACAUGGGUUGGUCCGAAAAUUGGUAGAUUCUUCACCUUUUGAGAAGCUAUUGGACUCUUGUAUUAGGUCAAAGUCUGUUUUUGAAGCGCGUCGUGUUCAUGCUCGAAUCAUUAAGACACAGUUUUCAUCAGAUAUCUUCAUUCAGAACAGGCUCAUCGAUGUUUAUGGGAAAUGUGGUUGUUUGGAGGAUGCACACAAGGUGUUUGAUCAUAUGCCGGAGAGGAAUACUUUUAGUUGGAAUGCCGUUUUGAGUGCUUUGACAAAGUCUGGUGCUCUUGACGAGGCUUUGAACCUGUUUAAGUGUAUGCCUGAGCCUGAUCAGUGUUCGUGGAAUGCUAUGGUGUCUGCUUUUGCUAAACGAGAACGUUUUCAGGAAGCCUUGAGAUUCUUUGUUGAUAUGCAUUGUGAGGAUUUUGUGCUUAAUGAGUAUUCGUUUGGCAGUGCUCUAAGUGCUUGUGCAGGGUUGAUAGAUGUGAAUAUUGGUGUUCAAAUACAUGGUUUGAUAUCGAAGUCUCGUUACUCGUUUGAUGUUUACACGAUUUCUGCUCUGGUUGAUAUGUACUCCAAGUGUGGGGUGGUGGAUAGUGCUCAGAGAGCUUUUGAUGACAUGGAGGUGAGGAAUAUAGUUUCUUGGAACAGUUUGAUUACAUGCUACGAGCAAAAUGGUCCUGCGGGAAAAGCUCUGGAGGUUUUUGUAAGAAUGAUGAAUUGUGGGAUUGAGCCCGAUGAGAUUACUUUGGCCAGUGUAGUCAGUGCUUGUGCAAGCUUAUCGGCAAUUAGGGAAGGUUUGCAAAUUCAUGCUCGCGUUAUGAAACGGGAUAAAUUCCGGAAUGACCUUGUGUUAGGCAAUGCUUUGGUUGAUAUGUACGCAAAAUGCAGGAGAGUUAACAAAGCUCGGUUGGUUUUUGAUAGGAUGCCGUUUAGGGAUGUGGUAUCUGAAACCUCCAUGGUUAGUGGAUAUGCAAAGGCAUUAAGUGUGAAAGCUGCAAGACUGAUGUUUUCGAACAUGAUGGAGAGGAAUGUGGUGUCUUGGAAUGCACUUAUUGCAGGUUAUACACAGAAUGGAGAGAAUGAAGAGGCCGUAAGACUAUUCCUCCUCCUAAAAAAGGAAUCUAUUGGGCCAACACAUUACACCUUUGGAAACCUACUCAGUGCAUGUGCAAAUCUUGCUGAUCUGAAGCUUGGAAGACAGGCUCAUGCUAACAUUUUGAAGCAUGGUUUUUGGUUUCAAUCUGGGGAAAAAUCUGAUAUUUUUGUAGGGAAUUCUCUGAUUGACAUGUACAUGAAAUGUGGAUUAGUUGAAGAUGGACGUGUGGUUUUCGAGCACAUGGUAGAAAGGGAUGAAGUCUCGUGGAAUGCCAUGAUAAUCGGAUAUGCGCAAAAUGGUUAUGGUACUGAGGCCCUAGAAAUUUUCAGGAAAAUGCUCGUGUCUGGAGAGAGACCAGAUCAUGUUACUAUGAUAGGAGUUCUUUCUGCAUGUAGUCAUGCAGGACUUGUUGAAGAAGGGCGCCAUUACUUCCAGUCAAUGACGUCCGAACAUGGUUUAACACCUAUAAAGGACCAUUAUACAUGCAUGGUUGAUUUACUUGGGCGCGCAGGUUGCCUUGAUGAAGCAAACAAUUUGAUACAAACAAUGCCAAUGGAACCUGAUGCUGUUGUUUUGGGAUCUUUACUCGCUGCUUGUAAGGUUCAUAGAAACAUUACAUUAGGGAAGUAUGUGGCAGAAAAGCUCUUGGAGAUUGAUCCCUUGAACUCUGGACCUUAUGUUCUUCUUUCAAAUAUGUACGCUGAGCUUGGUAGAUGGAAAGAUGUGGUGAGAGUCAGGAAACAGAUGAGGCAAAUGGGAGUAAUUAAGCAACCUGGUUGCAGUUGGAUUGAAAUUCAGAGUCAUCUACAUGUUUUCAUGGUAAAAGAUAAAAGACACCCUAAUAAAAACGACAUCUAUUUAAUUCUGAAAAUUCUCACAGAACAGUUGAAGCAAGUUGGCUAUGUGCCAGAAGUCGACGAUGAUGAGACUUAUGACGAGGAAAGUGACUCUGAAUCUAUCUUGCACAAUGAAAUGGAAAUGGAAGUAGAUGCUGCCGUUGGAUAAAAUAUUUACUUUUUUUUGGAUCAUAGCUCAAGUAUCUUUCAAAGAAAGUAGAAAGAUCUGAUAUGAAGCUUUCUUUUCUUAGACUUUGAGCAGCGGAUAGAUAUCUGAGAUGCUACAGAGUCUUGAACAUACUCCUCAGUUUGUUGUUACUACUGGCUUCAGUGCAAAAGUCAAAAGAGAUAGAUGAGCUCAUAAAGUUUAACUGCCACUUCUACAGAGUGAACGUAUCCUGUAUAUCACAUGGACACUUUCAAUGAAAAGGAAUAACAGGGAUAUAUAAGCAGAGAAUGUUCUCAGUAUGUUUCCUAAUUGCUUCAUUAUUUUGUUAUAGUCAAAUCAAAUGUUAAUAAAUUAGUGGUUAUGUUAGUUUCGAGGGUUUGAUCCCUAGAUCUCCUUAAAACUUCUUCAGUGUCCCGUAGUUCACUAAUUGCUUCAUUGUGAUGUUAAUCUUUAGUUUGUUUUAUUAUAUCAUUUGUAUUUCAUAUCCGGAAUGUAGAUUGUAAUUGAAACUAGGCUUCCCACUGAGCAACCUGUGACAAGUAUCCUUGAUUUUUACUGUACUAGUCAUGAGAACCAGUGCAUUGCAAGUGAAAAAAAUUCAUAGAAAGAA